ACGCGUCGCGCUACACUCAUCGCGUAGACUUACUGGCACUCUUUCACGCCACGUACGGUAUCCAUCCCGAUCUUCCCUUAAAUGUUGAAGUAGUGUCAUAUUCUAUUACAGAGGUACGGACCAUAUCCACGGUUUCGCCGCUGCAAAAAGGACUAAAUUAAACUAUUCGCGGAUUUGUGAUCUUCUCCAUUUAACAAUAAAGGCUAUACUGGGCGGAAUGGUAUCUAGGACAAAGUCUGCAGAUGCAACCUACAUAGGGCUCGAGGCCGAUGAAAUAGUGGAACUCGUGUACCGGAACCGUGUAACAAAUAUUUUCUCUACAUCUCUCCAGUCGUGCGGCAUGAUGUCGGCCAAUCACGCGGCCAAGUCAACUUUAGACAAAUAUCUGGCCCUUCCGCAACCGCGCGAUAAGAUCCAGGCGACCUAUAUAUGGAUUGAUGGGUCCGGCGAAGCGCUACGUUGCAAGACAAGGACCAUCGCUAAAGAGCCAGCGAAGCCAGAUGAUUUGCCGAUUUGGAACUUCGAUGGUUCGUCAACGGGUCAGUCGAAAGGCAAUAAUUCUGAUGUCUACCUUUACCCAGUAGCUAUUUACAAUGAUCCAUUUCUUGGAGGACAGAACAAGCUUGUCAUGUGCGAAACCUAUACCUGGGAUAAAAAACCUCAUUCGACGAACAAGCGUCACUCCUGCAAGAGGACCGUCGAUCUCUGCGCAAACCAACGACCGUGGUUCGGGAUAGAACAGGAAUACACGCUGCUCGAUACCGAUGGAUAUCCUUACAUGUGGCCUAAACAGGGCUUUCCAGGACCUCAAGGUCCAUAUUACUGCGGUGUGGGAGCCAACAAAGUGUAUGGCCGCGACCUUGUUGAAGCUCAUUAUCGUGCCUGCCUUUAUGCGGGAAUUAACGUAGCCGGCACUAAUGCAGAGGUGAUGCCCAGUCAAUGGGAAUACCAAGUUGGGCCAUGUGAGGGUAUCGAUGUGGCAGAUCAGCUCUGGGUAUCGAGAUAUAUUCUACAACGGCUUGGGGAGCAUUUUGGAAUCCUCGUUUCCUUCGACCCGAAACCUAUGAGAGACUGGAACGGAGCCGGCGCGCAUACAAACUUUUCCACAGAGACGAUGAGAAAACCCGGUGGAAUUAGUGCAAUUCAAGAAGCAAUCACCAAACUCUCGAAGCGACACCGUGAGCAUAUUUGUGCAUACGACCCUCGAGGCGGAAGGGACAACGAGAGAAGGCUGACAGGCCUCCAUGAGACCUCUUCGAUUAACGACUUCAGUGCAGGAACUGCUAAUCGUAAUGCCUCUAUUCGAAUUCCACGACUGGUGGACGAGGAAGGUCAAGGCUAUCUGGAGGACAGGCGCCCAUCAUCCAACUGUGACCCCUACUCUGUGGUCGACAUCAUUCUACGCACCACGUGCCUCAACGAGUAGGCGGGCUCUCAGUGAGCUACUUAACAGCCACAAUAACCAACUAGGCCUGGUCUUCCUCAACACUUCAAGCAUAGGCUCAACACAUUUGAGAUACACUGAGGUUCGUUUAGAGCGUUGACCUCAAUAAAGUUACGUGUCCAUUCAGUCGAGAAUCGUGUGUGCGAAGUUUUAGAAGGUGGCUGAAAAUACCAAUUAACUUCUCUUCUAUUGAACCACGUAUGAGAGUCGUAUGAUUAGCAAAGAAGUAAUGGUAAAUAAAUUACAAGACGAUUACUAAUAACCAAUAAAGUGAUAAAAGACAGUUUUCUGUCGUUAAAGAAGUAUAAUAUUGCGCGUUGGACGUUGCCGUUUAGUUGUUAGACUAAGUAUUAUAACGGCUUAUAAAUUUAAUAUAAUUUAAUUCUUCCUUUUAUCUUUGUGUGUGUGUACUGAAGUCCACAAUUAUAUAAAUGAGACAUCGAACCUUUAAUCGAUUCACUAUCCAUUAUAUUUCCUAAUAUUUUCAUUAGGUGUUACCUCACCUACACUCAAUAAAUAAGAUGUCCCCCUAUUCGAGCAUCAGGAGAUCGCACGAUCUAGGGAUCGUUGAUGGCUGACAUGACAAAGUCGUCUAUUAAAGCCUUUCUAUGACGUAUUCGUAUGUUCGAUGAUAGUCAUUCGAACCAGAAAUAAUAUGGCAGCUUUGCUUUCGUUGGAAAACUAUACAAACGUUUACAGAUGCUUUCAAUAAUUGCACCUUAUUUAUAUGCACCAUAAAGUUUCAUUAUUAUAAACUUCUGAAGCUUACAAUCGUUGCAAAUAUGGAAACCAAUUGUUGCAUACAGCAUGGCCGCGUUGACAAACCCAUCUUUCAUGCAACUGUAUUUAUUCAAGAUGUUAAAAAAUAAAUUACUAGCAUUGAGAAUAAACCAUGCUUUAGUUCCUGUUGUUCUCAAGUCGAAAAUACUCGAAGAUUUUUCUCUGUGUAAGAUUUUUGCAGGUAAGCGCUAUUACAGAUCAAUCCAAAGAAGCGAUUUGAAGCAACUUAAAUAACCGUUUUAUUAAAGACAAUAAUCCUUUUCAGAAAACUUCGCUCAGGUAUAUAUGGUCACACGGAACGAUAACUGUCACAGUGAACUAAUUUGAUUAUCUUUACGAGUUUUGUCUGCUACCUAAGGCUCUACUGUAUCCACUAAAUUCAAUCCUUGCAAGUAUGUCGGUAGCAACAUAAUUGACAAGUUCAUUUAUAUACGAAUAGUCUAGCUAUUCAUUAUUACUAACGGUUAGUAUUUUUAAACUUUAAUAAAAUACUUUCAUAUGCAAAUCCUAAAUUAAUAACACUUCAUUUCAAUAAAAUUGACUAUUAUAGCUUACGAGAAAGAAGGACAAGAUGAUAAGGAAGAUAAGGUGGCCGAUGCUCACAAAAUUCUAGCCAAUGAUCUGCUUUCUAAAUCGAACAGCGAGUAUCAGUACGAGAUUCACAGAACACGAUUGGCAAACUGUAAUAAUAAUCGACAAAAAAGGACAGAAACUACAAAGUUUGCUCGAAAUUGCUGCCUACGUAAAGUAGCUUGAGCUGAUUCUCCUCCAUGCGAAAUAGAAUAUAUCUAUGAAAGUUUCCAAUCCCACCCAUUGGAACCUUCAAUGCCCCCCAAAAAGCAAUUCAACGAUAUUGGGCUCAUGAUUACAUCGGAACCAAGAAACGAGGCGCAUAAAUUAACUGAUUUCAAAAAAAUGAUCCUUCGAAGCGAGGCAAAUCAACCAAUGGUGAGCCCAAUGGAACAUGCCAGCGUACCAGUAGACUGAACUGAAAUACAGGGGACCGACACCGCCAUCAGCCUCCUGAAGUGCUUUGACGAAAACCGUUGGAGGUCACUGCCAACGAAGCUUUUCUCGCGCUAACGACUCUGUAUUCGCAGAUUACAAAGAUAUUUAAAGUUACAAGCGCUUGGCUUUAAUGGUGCAUAAACAAAUCCAUUGGAGAAUAUAAACUAUUCACACAGAGGUUCAAAGAAUAAACACAUAGUUCUACGCGAAUGUAGGUACGAA
Varroa destructor (honeybee mite) is the source of this 3454-nucleotide messenger RNA. Its product is annotated as glutamine synthetase 2, cytoplasmic-like. The record is from RefSeq and is a predicted model, not a curated record. Lineage: Eukaryota; Metazoa; Arthropoda; Arachnida; Mesostigmata; Varroidae. Gene Ontology annotation, molecular function: glutamine synthetase activity. Gene Ontology annotation, cellular component: cytoplasm.